UCCCAGCUAGACGCUCGAGUGAAGAGCGCCACAACGAAAUCGAAAAUACGCUUUGGUGCUAUACGCGUACCAAGGGAGGGAGGAGGGCUAUAAAAAGCCCACAACGAACCACGAGAAUAUUUAUAAAUCGCGCGCAUUUGACGCUACAAAUAAAAAGUGCAUUUUAACACGUGGAUAAUCACAAGGCAGACAACAAUAAAUAACUCGGACUGUAACUGAAACCAGUUCACAAAUAAUUGUACAAAUGUUAGUCAAAAAUCGUAGUUCCAAUGGCGCUGCCGCUGCUGCUGCUGCCAACGAAAAUCCAGCAGCGUGCAAUGGCAAUGGCCAUGCUGCGGACACCGAGUCGGAGCGUAAGGCAGCGGGCGAGACGGCUGCGGGGCCGGCGGAUGAGAGCGAAGAUAAUUCGUUGGAUGCCAUACUUGUGAGAAUUGGACAAUUUGGACGCUUUCAGAUAAUUAACUAUGUGCUGCUCUGUGUGCCGAUGGUGUUUAAUGCCUUCUUUUCGAUCUCAUAUGUCUUCACCGCCAGCCCAGUGGUGCACAGAUGCAAUAUAACGCAGUGCGAUAGUCCCAGCAGUUUGUAUGAGGCGCCCUGGCUGAAUUUUACAGUGCCCUACAACAAGACCGGCUGGGCCUCGUGCAAACGUUACGUAUACGGCAAUUUAACAGAAGUCGAAGUCAUGGACUUCUCCAGUGAAGUGUGUGAACCGGAGUACUUUUCUAAUGAUACGACAGAAAGCUGCGGCACUGAUUUCAAGUUUCGAGAUAAAGAAGAAACCAUAUCAACUGAGUUUGGCAUCUUUUGCGAGGACGAAUGGAUGCUGCCUUAUGUGGGCACAAUCAAUAAUGUGGGCCAAUUCGUGGGCAUACCGCUAGGUGGCUUCUUUGCGGAUCGUUAUGGCCGUCGCACUAUGCUGGCGGUUGCUGGUGCCUUGAGCGCUUUGAUGGGACUCCUGCGCUCUGUGUCGAGCAACUACGUUAUGUUCCUCUGCUUUGAGUUUCUGGACAUGGCUGUGGGCAGCACUUUGUUCCCCACUGCAUUUUUGCUGGCCAUUGAGCUGGUUGGCCCCAAGCGUCGCGUGGCAGCUGCCACCAUCAUUACGAUAUUCUAUGCUCUGGGUGAAGCCUUUUUGGGCAUAUUGGCAUCGCAAGUGCAAAAUUGGCGCUGGCUCUUGCGCAUUCUGUAUGCACCAGCGAUACUGCAAAUACUGUUUCUCUGGAUAUUGCCCGAGAGCGUGCGCUGGCUGCUCAGUCAGGGCAAGGAGCAGCGGGCGGCGGCUGUGCUGAGGCGCGCAGCGCAUAUUAAUAAGCGCGACCUGCCCGAGCAGCAGCUGGAUGAGCUGCUGGCUAGUAAUCGCGAGAAGCUGCAGCAGACCAAUGAGAGUCAGUAUCCAAUUAUGAAGACUGCGCGCUUCUUUGUCUGGCGCAUUGCCAAUUGCUGCUUUUGUUGGUUCACACACACGCUGAUUGCCUUGGGUCUGAGUCUCAAUUCGGUGAAUCUCGGCGGCAACAAGUACAAUAACUUCAUGCUGAAUGGCUUUGUGCAGAUUCCGGGCCUGCUGUUGCCGCUCAUCAUUAUGGAUCGCAUUGGCCGCAGGUAUUCGCUUUGCAUGUCUCUCUUGUUGUGCGCCAUUUGCAUGGGCGCCUCGGCAGCUGUUGGCACGGCUAAUUAUGCCAGCGCCUUGACACUCUUUCUGAUUGGCAAAAUGGCCAUCACCUGCAGCUUUCAGAUCUUGUACUUCUUCACCUCUGAGAUCUUUCCCACAAACGUGCGCAACAGCUUGCUCUCGCUCUGCUCCAUGGUGGGACGCAUUGGCUCCAUGCUGGCACCCCAAACCACAUUGCUUACCGGCUACUAUCAGCAUGCGCCGUCUAUAUUGUUUGCCACGUUCGCCUUGGUCAGCGGCCUAUUGACGCUGGCAUUUCCCGAAACUGCUGACAAAGUGCUGCCCACAACAAUGGAGGAUGCGCGUGAUCUGGAUGCUGCGCGCCGUAGACGCACGGGCGGUGCUGAGAACGAGGCUACUAACAAAUCUUGGUGAUAUCAAAAGCGGAAUUAUGAGAAGACAGUGCAGGGAUUUGAAAUGCCAAUUGGCCAAAGAUUUUAAGCAUUUCUUGUUGAUUUUAUAUUUUUAAACUGUUAUUUAAAGUAUUAGCUAAACUGAAACUGUCAGGAACUAUUUGUAUAA
Molecule: messenger RNA, 2191 nt
Organism: Drosophila busckii
Lineage: Eukaryota; Metazoa; Arthropoda; Insecta; Diptera; Drosophilidae
Product: organic cation transporter protein
Biological process (GO): transmembrane transport
Cellular component (GO): membrane
Molecular function (GO): transmembrane transporter activity
Source: RefSeq, a predicted model, not a curated record